GGAGUAAGAGGAGGUUGCAAACGGUUUUUGGGAACGUCAUGUCCUGGAGAUUGUAAAGAUUCAAUGACUUACUUGCGCAACCUUUGUUUCUUUGUUCUGUAUAACUCGUUCAAAUGUUGAUUGUUGAAGCAGGUGGCCUGAGGUUGGGCCCGCAGCGGAGAGGAAUGAACAUAUGAUGUCGCUCAUCCCGUCGACAUAGAUAUUGCACCAUCUGAUGAUAUGGCAUCACAUCAUGAAUGUCGACGCAGCCAAAAUAGCCCUCUUCCGUCGCAGCAGCAGAGAUUAUCCUCAAAUGCAUCCAGUGAAAAAGCGGUUGAGACACGGGGAUGAUGAAGACGUGCUGAGGUCGUCGUGGAGUGGAGGAACCCGCGCCAGACCUUAGUAAGAUCGGACAACCCCUGGUCGUGGGCUAUGCUCUGCCUGUAGAAGAGUCACCGUGCCGGUCGUGAGUAUGUUGCGCAGACGAGGAUCACAUCCUUGUAGCAAUGGCUGCUUGCACUUGUUAAAAAUGUACAUCAGCCUCCACCUCGCUCUUCACUUGGGUGAUUGGUUUUGUGGCGCUGCAGCACUGCAGGUCUAUUCCUCCGCAGUACGCCAGGGCCGGACCACGAGAGUUGGCGUCGGCGCGCUGCAGGAACAUGAAUCGCAAGUGCAUCAGCACACGCGACUACACACUCGUGCAGGCCUAAGUUCCAGCAACAGCGCAGCAGCUGGAGAAGAAGUGCACCGCGGGCAGAAAAACUUUUUUGACGACCUUACCGAGAAACUCACGAUACCCUUUAUGGAGACCCAGAACUUUCGCAGCUUCAUUGGGCUCAGCCAUAGGCAAAGGCCAACGUGUAACUGCGGUUGCUGUAUACUUGCCUCGCACAGUACCGCCUACCCAACCUGUGUGCCGGUUCACUUCGGACAGACCUUCGAAGCACACUCGACGCUGGACUGCGAAGUUAUCGCAACUGGUACGUGUAGGUUCAGUAAUUUUGGUAGAAGUGGUUGUACAUGAUCUACGUCGACUUCUUGUUAUCCUUCUCACCCAGUAGGUUAAGGUUUUAUUUCCGUGUCCGCACCCUGCUAUCGCUAAUAGUAAUAUCGCUAUACGCCAUGGUAUUGGUAAGUGCAACUGGUACUGGGAUGUUCGUAUUUGUAAUUUUUCAAAAAUCCGAAUCAAAACCCCUUGACAAGGUCAACCCGAAAGUGGACAAUGUGUCGCGGGAGAGGGUGCAGUUUUCAUGGAAGUUGGUUCUGAGGUGGACAAGGCACAUUUCUGCUCUACCAACUGCGAACCCGCGGCCAUGUUUGUCAGAACUCAUACUGCUGCGCCGGCUGCGCCCAACACGGGCAACGCGAAUGCUGCGCCUGCGCCCAGUCUUUUGCAGCCGGAGCACCAGAAGCCUCCCGGACCGGAGUGCGUGGCGGUGAGCAACGUGAGUCUUUCUCGGCUGGGACUGGAUCCCAACGACGGAUCGUCGCACACGAACAGUCUGAAUCUGAACCUGCAAAGCUGCGAUAGCUACGUGAUGCAACUCUACGGUGGGAGUGCGGCCAGCAAGAGCUGCGCGUUUGCACGGUUCGCGAUGAACGGCGAGCUUCCCGACGAGUCUUGCGCAGAGGAGGCGGUCUGCGACAGUACCGCUGCCAUGUUGCACAAGUUGCUCCCCACCUUCGACGAUAACACAGACUGCGCUUGCCAGCUGUGCACCAAGCUGACGCACUGGUACGACUCCAAGGGCGACGUCGCCUGCAGCAACGGGGAGAGCGUCCGCCUGGCCUGCCAGGUGUGCACGCAACCGAUGUCCGCCAGCGGUUGCGACGCUUUCAAGGUGCAGCACCUCACGCCAGCGGUACAGGAGUUCAACGAACGGGAGGGCACGUCGUUUUCGCCCGUCAACGUGGACAUGUGUAUGCUGGAUCUGUAUAACAACGUGCCCUCGGCGGCCUCCCAGCUGAGCGGCUUCUGCAGCCAGGCGCUCGCGGAUGAGGUUGGUACCAAAGCAGUAGCGACGUUGACGGUGGAAGAGUUCGACUUGAACACACAGUGCACCUGUAGCAUGUGUGUGCACUACUCGACCGCAAUCGAAGCGAAUGCAGUGCAGGAAAUCAAGGACAAAUGCAAAUCCUGUGUCGCCGUGGAUUUCACUGCCGCGACCGUGGAAUCUUGUGCCAGUUUCCGCUCCGACACGUUCAACAGUGCGGGCGCCGCGUGGUCGAACUUGAAGCCUGGAGAGUUAGAGACCUGCACGUUAGCAGGGUUCAACAAAACCCCACCGGAGUACACGCGGCUUCUCAACGGGCUCUGCACCAAGAAUUUCAUCUGCGACGCCCUGCAGAACGUGGUACUUACGCCGCUUCAGUAGUUCUCUUGUAUUUGUAAUCAGGAAUACUAGAGAAAUAGAUAUAGAUCUAGAAUCAACUGAGAAGUAAAAACAGUAUUCCUAUUCAUUGAGACUCGCUCUGUUUUCUUCUCUUCUUUCAUAUGGAGAAAGCAAUAGCAAAAUAAAUGUGAAACGCGAAUGCUGUCACUGGAACUCUGGUCUGUAGGAUGGCAUGGAUCAUAAAGUCACCAAUGGCAAUGAUAUUGACUUUGGUGCAACACGUACAAGGCGGAUGUAAAUAAAAUUUCUGUUGAUCAUGUUUCGAUAAAACAUGCACAGGCAACGAGCUUGGGGACAAUACCGACCGGCGAUGCAGCAAAGUGCCCCUGCUUGAUGUGCCUUGAGAUGCGGAAAUAUUUGGCAUCGGGAGGGCAGGGGUGCCAGCAUGCGCUGGCUGUACAGAAAGCGUGUCAGACUUGUGCCGCCAAGUCAGAUAGCAGAAUUGUUACUCUCCCAGUAUGAAGUAGAAGUUGGCUGGCUUGACACGAGGAUGACUUUGGUCACCGUCCGUUCCAGGAAAUUCCAACGUUAUGCCCAACGCCGCGAGCACCGAAACAGGCCCUAUGUAUUUUUUCCUCUCGCGAAGAAAACUCUUUAAGUUUGAUUCGCAUGAUAGCUAUAGCAAGCCGCGAAAGCUUCAGCUUGACGCUAUUAGCGGCUUGAAAAUCUGCAACAGGGCAGAAACAACUUUCAACACGGAAUGGUAGUGAUGAAGCUUCUAGCAGCUUAUCGUGAUCAUGUCCUCCCUGCUUCGCUCCAUGCAAAAAAGCACAGCCGCCAGGUUAUAUGCAACAUGAAAGUUGAAGAGGAAAAUGAUUGGACUCGCACGCGGCUGUCCACAGAAACUUGAAUAUCUGAUGAGUUGCUUUGUUGCAAUGAUCGCUCGGUUUUUAUGGUCGGUGCUAGAAGAAUAGAAAGUGCAUGAACAUGGUAUUCCGAUGGAUUCACAUUCACGUACCGUUUUAACAUUUUGUGAACAACGCCCCGAAAAAUUCGGUGAUGUCGAUCUGAGCGUAGAAUAAUUUCUUGCGGUCAAGUGUCUGUCAAAAAUUAUGAAAUCGUGAUCUUCCACUUCCACCUUUCAAGGGCUUGGCAGAAAAAUAAUCAUUGCAGAGUCAAUAAUUGCUCCAGAGCGAAAAAAAAAUAAAAUUAGAAGAACGCGACCUCGAUCGGUAAAUCUAAAUUGAUGCUACAGGAGCAAAGUCAUUUCAAAGGACUGAGUCGGUGACUGUCAAAAUCUAGUUCUGAACAUAUAAUGACUACACGUGCAUUGUCGUCUUCGUCAAAUUUCUCGCCAUACUAGCAAGCAUUUUUAUCUUCGAUCGACAGGUGCUUCAGCGAUAGCGACUCCCG
This is a messenger RNA of Amoebophrya sp. A120, 3725 nucleotides long. Lineage: Eukaryota; Dinophyceae; Syndiniales; Amoebophryaceae. The record is from the annotation of a GenBank genome assembly.